AUGCCUGCAAUCGGAUCCUUCUUCCAGCUCUUCUCCUCCUCCGACAAGACGGCUCGUGGCAACCAGGCUCCAGGCCCAUCAAAUAGCCAAAGCCAGCGGAAGGAUCCCAAUAAUAAUAGCAGCAACAAUGAAGACCUGCUGCUCAUCAAGCUCAGAGACCAGCAUGCCACCCUGCCAUCACCGCCAUCUGACGGCGGCCAUCCGGCUCAGGCCAGCCAGCAGCAACGCGCCCGGCUGAGGUCGAUCCUCUCCUCGCUCUCCUCCUCCAGCCCUCGGACCAACUCGAUCCUCGUACACCCGGAUCCAAUCAGAAUCGCACUCCAGCCGAGCCACAAAGACAACCAUCACCAGACGGCCCACGAAGACUCAGCUGUCACCCAAGCCAACCCCUCACUCCAACCGUCAUCAGACAUCUCCAGCGCCCUGUCCAGAGCCCUCUCCACCACGCUCUCCAGAUCAUUCAGCCGGACGCCUGCGGCGAGCUCAGCCAACCCUCUCAAGAAAUGGCUGGGCUCGAAGCAUCCGCCCGGUCCGUCGACCGCUGCCGCCCAGAACAGUCAUCCUCCUCCGCCGGCGGCUGCCCAGCGUCACCAGUCGAUCCUCCUCAAGAAGAAGAAGUCGACCCCGACCGGCCAGCCCGAGCUGCUCGGGAUCGGCUCGGCCGACCACCACCAGCCGAUGAAAAAACACCCCACAUCCACCUCCUUCCUCAACCUGAUCACCAAGAAACAGCAGCAGACCUGCAAAGCCGUCGAUCCUAAUGAGAUCCGCCCGGUCGAUCAUCUGCCCCAUCUCGCGAAUAGCCUCGUCAUGAAAUCCAGAAGCCAUUCGAUCGUCCAGGCCGACCGCGCCCACCUCCGGGCCGUCCCCAAGAUUUUGACUGCCGCUGCCAGGAAUAACGAGCAGCAGCCGCAGCUGUCCCAGGAACGGGCCCCCCAUCAUCUCCUCCUGCUACCAGACCCGGCCACCCACCAGGCGCCUCCUCCACUGCCUCACCCAUCUCCGCCUCCUCAACCUCAACCUCUGCGUGCCCAGUCUUCCUUCUACUUCAACCAUCACCUGCCUGACAACCGCGAUCCUGCUCAGAUCAACCUGCCCGAAAAAUCCAACCCCAGCACCGAAUCUCAAGCCUCCGACCCGACCAAAAAUGCUCGCAAGACCAGCUCGCGCUAUGCUCUCGCCGACUUCGAUCUCAUACGGACGCUUGGAACCGGAUCCUUCGGCCGAGUCCACCUUUCGAAAUCUCGCCAUAACGGCAGAGGCUACGCGAUCAAGGUCUUGAAUAAAAAGCGCGUCGUCGGUCUCAAACAAGUCGAACAUACAAACUCCGAGCGGCAGAUGUUGGCCGCCGUCCGGCAUCCUUUUCUCGUCAAUCUCUGGGGGACCUUUGCGGAUUCCUACAACCUCUACAUGGUUAUGGACUUUGUAUCUGGUGGCGAAUUGUUCAAUCUCUUGCGUAAGAGUCAGAGAUUUCCGGACCCGGUCGCCAAGUUCUUUGGAGCCGAGGUAGCGCUGGCACUGGACUACUUGCACUGUCUGGAUAUAGUCUAUCGGGACUUGAAGCCGGAGAACAUCUUACUAGGCUCGGACGGACACAUCAAGAUCACUGAUUUCGGCUUCGCUAAACUGGUGCCCGAUAUCACCUGGACGCUCUGCGGGACGCCCGAUUACCUCGCCCCUGAAAUCGUGCAAUCGAAGGGAUACAACAAGAGUGUGGAUUGGUAUGCCCUAGGGGUCUUGAUCUUCGAAAUGCUUGCCGGCUACCCGCCCUUCUACUGCGAAGAGGAGAGUCCGAUGAGGCUGUACGAGAAGAUCAUUGCCGGAAAAGUCCGAUACCCGUCAUACUUCAAUCCGUCUGCCAAAGACCUCCUGAAGUCGCUCUUGACCUCCGAUCUCUCGAAGCGCUUCGGGAACCUGGCCAACGGCUCCCGGGACAUCUUCCACCAUGCCUGGUUUGCUGAAGUCGACUGGGAACGGCUCUACCGCAAGCAGAUCCCGGCCCCGUAUGUCCCCCGGGUCAGCUCCGAAUGGGACGCUUCCAACUUCGACCAUUAUGAUGAGGCCUCCUUGGAGGAGUACGGCAAGGUCGGAGAAGACCCCUAUGGUCAUCUCUUCCCUGGCUUUUGA
Molecule: messenger RNA, 2127 nt
Organism: Puccinia triticina
Lineage: Eukaryota; Fungi; Basidiomycota; Pucciniomycetes; Pucciniales; Pucciniaceae
Exons: 7
Coding region: 1-2127 (708 amino acids)
Biological process (GO): peptidyl-serine phosphorylation
Cellular component (GO): cAMP-dependent protein kinase complex; nucleus
Molecular function (GO): ATP binding; cAMP-dependent protein kinase activity
Source: RefSeq, a predicted model, not a curated record